CAUAUUUGCCUAUCAAGUGUCCUGAAGGAUGGAUAUCAUAUGCAGGUCACUGUUAUAGCAUUUUCAGAGAAACUGUCUUGUGGAAUGAUGCUUUAAUGUUCUGCCGAAAAGAAGGUGGAGAUCUGGCGAGUGUCCACAAUGUUGAAGAAUACAGCUUUAUAAUUUCUCAGCUUGGGUACAGACCAACAGAUGAAUUGUGGAUUGGACUCAAUGACCUCAAAAUCCAACUGUUCUUUGAAUGGUCAGAUGGGACCCCUGUGACAUACACCAAAUGGCUACGUGGGGAGCCAACACAUACGACCUACAGACAAGAAGACUGCGUUGUUAUGAAAGGAAAGGAUGGCUAUUGGGCUGAUCAACCAUGUGAUACACCACUUGGAUACAUUUGCAAAAGGAAACCACUGAAAGAAGCUCCAGACGUAGAGGAGAAAAUUGAAGAAGGCUGUCGGAGCGCUCCUAGUGAAAUGAAGAAAGAGAUGAGGAAUGGAGUUUCGUUGGUGUCAUCAGAGAAGUCUGCAGCUACCAGGAGCAGGCCUCAUCUGGAAGGGGCGUGA
Molecule: messenger RNA, 554 nt
Organism: Varanus komodoensis (Komodo dragon)
Lineage: Eukaryota; Metazoa; Chordata; Lepidosauria; Squamata; Varanidae
Product: macrophage mannose receptor 1-like
Exons: 4
Coding region: 96-554 (152 amino acids)
Biological process (GO): receptor-mediated endocytosis
Cellular component (GO): plasma membrane
Molecular function (GO): signaling receptor activity
Source: RefSeq, a predicted model, not a curated record